Molecule: messenger RNA, 1934 nt
Organism: Humulus lupulus (European hop)
Lineage: Eukaryota; Viridiplantae; Streptophyta; Magnoliopsida; Rosales; Cannabaceae
Product: wall-associated receptor kinase 2-like
Exons: 3
Coding region: 405-1472 (355 amino acids)
Molecular function (GO): calcium ion binding
Source: RefSeq, a predicted model, not a curated record
AAUGCACGAGUGCUUUCGGUAUUAGUUUAUUAUGUAAAAUAAUGAUGUGAAUCACAAUUAUUAUUAUUUACUAAAUAACCACGUUUACCAAUUAAUCAGUAGCUUUAAUACAGAACAGAAGUACUCUAUCACGCAAUAUAUAUUGCCAUGUUUUAACUUUUAAUAAGUCACACACUAGGCUCCUUUCUCAACUUUCGAAAACCAUUACACGCGGUGAUAUCGGAAGUGAUGAAGCUAUUACUUGCUACCCUUAUAACUUGCCUGGCCAUCAAUAUCUCCCAUACGCAAGCAAAUCACAACACUCAAAAAGCAACGAUCAACCCCUCUCCCAACUGUCCGAUGUACUGCGGCAAUGUGAACAUCCCAUUCCCCUUCGGAAUUGGCCCCGAUUGUUGCUUAAACAAAUGGUUCGAAAUCCUGUGCAAAAACGUCUCUGGUUCUCAAAACCUUUUGUCAAACAAAUAACAGAGUUGAAGGUUCUAAUGAUUUCCAUCAACCACACGACGCUACUGACAGAAAACCCCAUCAAUUUCUUCAACUGCUCAGACAAUAAGAAAAGCCCAAAUCAAACUAAUCGCCGCCCGGCAAAUCUGACGCUGAGCCCGUUUUCCUACUCGGAGAGCCGGAACAGACUGACGGUGGUGGGUUGUGAUGUCUUCGGCUACAUAGAUUCCAGCCCUGACGACGUGAGAUUCCAGGCAGUUGGAUGUUCAGCUGACUGUAUUCCUAUGAAUAAAAUUUCCUUAAUAGAUGGUCAUAACAAUAAUUCCUAUGGCAGCUGUUAUGGAAGGAACUGUUGCCAGACAAUUCUUCCCUCUUACCUGGAAAGCUACGAAAUAAAUAUCGGUCCGACCAACCAUUGUAGUUACGCGUUCGUGGUAGACAAUGAUUGGUUAUCUAAUGCGAGUUCCACUGUCGUCCGAGAGUUGUUGGAUUAUGUUCCAGUGACUCUAGACUGGGACUUCUUAGAAUACAUUAAUGAUUAUACCAAUAUGACGUCACCUUUGAAACCAAAGUACUCCCACUGCUAUUUGGAAGGAGCCAAGUCUUCUAUUGAAAAAAUGAGGCUUCAAUGUAUGUGCAAGGAGGGAUAUCGUGGAAAUCCUUAUCUUUUAACCGGUUGCCAAGAUAUAGAUGAAUGCGUUGAGAAUUCAAGGCUAUGUCCGGAUGAUCAAAUUUGUGAAAACACUAUUGGAAGUCAUCGUUGUAAAUACAAGACGGUACACAAAAUUCGUCCCAUUCUUGUAGUUGUUAUACCCAGAUUUCGAGCCAUGAUAAAUGUGACCUCGAAAGCUGGAUUCGCAGCGAAUGAACUCGUAAAGUCUGAAGUGUGUUUCAAGAUUAGACAUCGAGCCUGCAAAGCUGGGACGACUUCGAAUAUGGUAGCCUCGAAAUCCACACAAUCUCGAAGGGGAGCUCCCGAGAUGCAUCUACCCUCAGGGAUGACCUCGGAUCAGGGGUUCCGAGCCUGACGCGCGUACAAUCUCGAAAGCCAUGUGACCUCGGGAGAUGUCAUUAGCUCAAACGUUGAUGAGAGACCUGGGAGAAUAAGGCCUUGGAGAUAUAUGAUAAUAAUCUUGAACAUCUACAAGUGUUUUCCAUAAGAGACGUGGUCUACAUUUGUUACUGUAAAUCCCCUAAAAUCAUGGGAUAUUAUUUGAUUAGUUAUACGCCCCUUGGUCUUCAGGGGACGUUUCCUUUUAUAUCGGAUUACAGGCAUUUAAAGCCAUUUGAUUUAUUUGCACAAAAAGAGUAACUACCCAAAAUAUGUGGGAUAGUAUUCGGCAAUCUUCUCUAUAAAUAGAGAGAUCAUGCACCAUUGUAAAGGAGAGAAUUUAUGAAUCUUGAGAGAAAACUCUGAAGAAUUCAUCCUUGAAGAAUUUUCAGAGAUCAUCUUGAGCUUAAUAAAAAAGACUCGUGGACUAGGCAGAUUU